GUCAGAUUUGAACCACUCAACACUUAAAACACAGACGAAUUACAUCAGACACCUGGAGUUGUAAAUGAUGCAUUUCAGGAAUUCGACCAGGAACUACCUGAUUUUAGGACAAUGUUCUCAAGUGAUGGUUUUUGUUUCAUUUUUCAUUGUAAGCCAACAGAUAUCAGGUGCUGUGGUUACAUCUCUGGAGCCAUCUCCAUCCAUCACUAAUAGAGACCAACUGCAAACAUCAAUGUUUUCAUCUUUUUCGAUGUCAUCUUUGUAUUUGAAAUCUGAAGUAUAUGACUCAGAUGAAAGAGAUGAGUAUCUGUCAACCCCAAUCCUGAAGAUUCACUCUUCAGCCUUGGAGCUGACGUCCAUAGCGUUGAGUCCUGACUUGUUAUCUACAGUCCAACUGCAGACAGGUGACACAUCAGAUGUAAAGCUUUCUUUGCAAAUGCAAGAAACUAGCUCAUUGCUAAUGCAAGGGGUUGCUACACAUUCAAGUGUACCAUUAUCAACUAAAAUUUACCAAUCAGUAUCGUUAACAUCACCAUCAGCCGAUAGAUUAGAACAACUGUCAUUGGCUGCAUCCGAGAGCCUGUCCUUAUUUAAUCUGCCACCCUUUAGUGAGUCACCGCUUUCUCUUGCAGCAACGAUGUCUGAUGUUUUAGGACAACCAAGUUCUGUGUUUUCAUCAAUAAAGCAACAAUCAUAUGCUGAGACAAUCAAUCCACACUCAACACUUGAAAUGACUAUCUUCAGUACAUCACAACUGGAACCAACAGAGUCUGUAGCUGAAACAAUGGUACAUGAAACCUUAAUAAGUAACCAGGAAUACACUAAGAUUCCAAAUACAGAAAAAAUAAAUACUGAUAUCUUCAGUUCAGCUGACAUUAAUAUUGCAACACUUGAAGUGACAUUAAAUGAUGUAGUUAAGUUAUCGUCAUCAUCAUUGCAAUUAAAACCUUCAAAUGAAUUGACAACUGAUUUCCCAGAGUUUGGUGAGACUACCACAGAUUUCAACCAAGAAUUAUUGAAUACUGUUAUUAGCACUGGUAGCAUGAAAGUGAUGGACUCCAGUGAUGCUAUGACUUUUAUUAGUUUUGAAGAUGAAUUACCAGCUAGUACUGUUGGAAUAAUACAACCAACCACACCGUUUGAGUUUGAAGUAUCCACUGACAUUUAUACAGAAAUGAUGUAUAGUAGCCUGAUGUCCUCAAGAUUAGGAUCUCUUGAUGUUAUGAGUGCCACCUCUGAAAUGUUAUUAUCAGAGGCAUUUGAUGAUACUUUAGAGAGGUCAACAUUGAAAUUGCUACAAACACAAGUGUUGCAGUCAUCUGAAGGGGAGGAUGAUUUCAUGACACAUGUAGAGUUGUCUAUGGAUUAUACAGCAAAUACCAUGAAUGUUGAGUUGAGCUCAUUUACAAUAUCUGAACUCAGUUCAGCAUCUUAUUCUACAAAUGAGUACAGUAUCUCUUUAACUUUCGGGAAUGGCGGUAGUUCAAGAGCUGUGUACUCACAAGAAAGUAUUUUUGAGAUGACAAGGACACUUGAGGAACCAGUUUCAUCUUCAGAAUUCCUGACACCAUCCAUGAUUUCAGUUGCAACUCAAUUUAGCCAAUCUAUAGAAACAAGCUAUGUUAUGCAAGAAUCACUAACUUCAAAGGAACCUGAACCUGUUAUAAUGUGUUUUACCACCGUAAUGACAUUACCUAAUUCAGUGGCAACAUUACAGCAACCCAGUGAUACAAGUUAUGCUCCACCGGACAUGACAUCAUGGUCAGUGAAAAUGAAAAAUUCAGUGCAAGAGAGCUUGUAUGAAAUCCCAACACAAAGUUGGUCUUUGAGAAGUCAUCAGUACUCAACAGAAAUAUAUUCAUCUGAGCAGGCUCUAAACUCAGAAAUGACAGAUUUUAGAAUAAGCAGCCAACCAAUGCUAUCUACAAUCAAUAAUAAUUUUGCUACUAAACUUUUUUCAAAUCCUACAGAAGUUGGAGACAGUUUAACAAAUUCAAUUUUUCAAUCAUCGAAUUGGAAAACAUCAGUAUUUUCAGAAAAUUCUACAUUGCAAUUGUUUGAUUUUAGUCACUUUCCAUCAUCUGUAGCUUCAACCAGCGUAAUCAGGGAGGGCAUUGAAAUAACUACCAACACAGCAGCUGAUCUUUCAAUUUUUACUUUUAUUCAACCUAAUGCAUCCAUUUCUGUUGAAUCAACAUUAUCAUCAUCUUUGAUUUUGCCAGAGACCGUUGAUAAGUCAGACCUGUCAAAUGUGCAGACUUCAGCAAGUAUACCACAUGAAUCCCUCAGCUAUCAAACAUUAUCUGAUGUAAUUUAUACUUCAGAUUUUGAUAACUUAAAUAUUUAUAGUACUGUUAAUGGUGUAUUCAAAGAUGAGACAGCAAUUGAGACAGAAAGCAGGAUAAUUACAUUAUCAGUGUUGACCAAUAGCCAGGAGGCACAUAAUAUCAGGAAGCGGGCUGCUCUUGAAUUAGAAUUUUCAUCCCCACAGACUAAUACAGAACAAUUUCAGAACCAGUUGAUGUCAAAUACUAUGGCUCCUUCUGUAUCUUCCAGUGUUUUAAGCAAUAUAUUUAUUCAAGAUAUUACACAGUUAGUGAAGUCUUCUGAAAUUGAUUUAUUUAGUACUUCAGGAGCCAUUCAACCUUCUGAGAUAUCUGAUGUUCCAUUGUCAUUUGAUACAUCUUUCUCAUUUUCAUUGUAUGGUUCUCAGGCAACCUCCACUGUAACUGGAUCAUUUCAGAGCUCUGAUGAGAUAUCUAAUACUCCAAGUUUACUGUAUAGUUCUUUUGGCAACAUUAAUGUUCUUGGGUCAUUGUACAGUUAUAUUGAGACCACUGUACUAGAAUUAAUACAGAGUUCAUUUGAAACCUCAACAGAGUCCCAACUCAUGUGGUUUCUAUCUGACACUAAUAUAUUAAGUUCUCAAAUACUAAAUACUGGUCAAGAUUUUGUAACAUCUACUUUAAGUGGAGUAACAAAUGUAUCUGAUAUAUCACUUGACAGUUCUUUUGAGACAACUGUGUUAGACUUACCACAGAGUCCAUCUGAAACCCAAUAUUUUACGGAGCCCCAGUUCAUGUUGUUUCCAUCUGACAUUAGUAUAUUGAGUUCUCAAAUAUUUAUUACUGGUCAGGAUUUUGUAACAUCUACUUCAAGUGGAGUGACAAGUGAAUCUGACAUAUCAUUCGAUCAUUUUCAAAACACAACCACUGAUCCUUUUCUGGCUGCUACAGAAUUUGAAGUUAUUAGUAUAAUUACUAUGCUAUCUGUGGAUCCUACAGCAAACGUGGAGCUUGAUGAAUACUCUGUCUAUAGUACCACAAUCCUGGAACCUACAGGUGUUGACACACCACCAUCAGUGAUGAUACGGAAUAGUAGUGUUCUCUCGGAAGCAUCAAACUUAAGUGAUGGCUAUGCUACCAACAUGACAUUUAUAGCUUCAACUGUAACCAGUUUUACCAGCACAAACAUACAGGCAGUAUUCAGUAGUAGUAGUAGUAGUAUGUUACAAAUAUCAAGUAUAGGUGAUGACUAUGCUAGCUUGAUGACUGUAGCCUCCACUUCAGUAAAUUUCACUGGCACAACCACACAGCCAACAAUUUCUGAGAUGCCAUCCAUGAAUAGUACCAGUCUUUUAGAAAUAUCAAGCACAAACAAUUAUAGUACAUUGAUGUCUAUGACCUCCAUCCCAUUAAAUGUACUUACAACAUCUCAAUAUCAGGAGGAGACGUUUACUUACAUUUCAUGUACGACAAUAUAUCCAUCUGCUAUGCUGGAAACAUUAACACCAACUGUUACCAUUUCACAAGUUAGUGAAUCUACAAGUUCUAGGUAUUUUAGUACUCAAGUUUCUGAUAUUCCAGAUUUUGUAACUAGUUAUAUGACAUCAACCUUAGAAGAAGACGACUUUGAGACAAUUACUUUAGAACCAUCAACUUUUGAAACAGUCUUGUCCACAAUAAUGAUUUCUGAAUCAGAUUAUAGUGUCGCUUCUCUUUCUGAAGUAAAUACACCAUCACAAGAUUUUGCUUCACUUGAAAUUUCAAGUUCUGUAACACAAUUAUUUAGUAUGUCUACUUCACCAAUGUCUGAAUUAAUUGAAAACACUGAGGCUGAGACCACCCCGUUAGAUUCAACAUAUGUAUUUACUGUGUCGGAAUCUCACUUACCUUCAUCUCUGGAUGUGCAGAGUAGUCUUGAAGAACUAUCAUAUAGCCUGGAGUAUACUUCUAAUAUUCCGAAGAUAAGUGAGGUGCCCCCAGUACUGACCAUCUCACCAACACCAUCAAGUGCACCAGAACAAUCAAAAACAACCAGUAUGUAUUCUUCAAUACAUCCAAGUUCACCAGUUACAACUCCUACAAGUACUAAACCUCCAGUGGAUGUCAUCACAACUGGUACCACAAAGGAGCCUUAUGUUUCGUUGGACACAUCAUUUGUUACACAGCCUUCAUGGCUGGAACUGGAAAUUAACGUCCCUACCUCAGUAGACACCAAGUCAAUAGAAUUCAUUCUGGACAUUGAGGGCAGGCUUGCAUCAGCAUACAUUCAAGCUAGAGCCAAGGUGCAAGGAUCGUCAAGGAGACGAAGAGCUGUCGCUGUUGAUGAAAUUACAGUUCAGCAUAUUGACAUCAGUAGAACAGACAGCAAUUCAGAGGCACUGUCUGUUGUGUACUACAUCGUAGAAGGAGGUGAACGAAUACCUGCCGCUGAGUCUGCUGCCACCAUGCAACAGCUAUCUACCGAGGCACUUUCAAUUGUAUUGGGCUACCCCGUUGCUACACAAGUUACAGUGUAUGGUCAGUCUUCUAGCCCAGCAAGUAAGAUUUGGAUUGCAGCUGUGGUGUUGGGUGUUCUUGCAUUCAUAUUUUUGACUUUCUGUUGCUUUUGCUGGUGCUGUAGGCCUAAGUCUCGUGAUGGUAACUUUGACCCAGAGACUUUGAAAUUUCUUCAGUUCAAGCAAAAAUAUCCUUACCAUUCAUACGCUGCAAGUAAGAGGAGAUGGGCUGCAUCAUCUCCUGCAGCUCUAGAUCACUCACAGGGUCAGUUUAUUGAAGAUGAAAGGUCUGUGAAGACUUCGGACUAUCACACCGAUGACGAUGAUAGUGUAAGGGUUAAGGACAAGAGGCGCCUUCCAGCUCCACCAAGAAUUCCAUCUCGUUCAAAGACACCGAUAUCGCGGCAGGAUGAUGCAAUCUCGGAGUCCGAUAGCUUUGUGUCUACAACUGAAGAUGAACUGAAGAUGAGUUCAUCAGUGUCUUCACAGAGGCAGCAGACUUCAAAAAUGAGCAAGCAUGAACAAAGUAGACAACCAAAGGAAGGAAUGUUUUCACAUGUUACUGAACAACAAGCAAUGAAGCAUACACCAAAGAAAUUACAAAAGAGAAAAGAACAAGUAAUAAAACAGAAAAAUGAAGAGGCCGAAUGGAGACAAGCUCAGGCUGAAAUUAGUGCCAUUUUGGAACCUGAGGUUGUGAAAAGUCAAGCUGUAACUACAUUUGUGGCACCCCACAAACGCAAAAGAAAAAGCAAAGAUAAAAGACCAAAGCAUAAGUUAUCUCAUGCUUCGUCGUCAGUUGAGGAUGAUACAGAACUUGAAGAAGAUGGAAUGUACAGUUCUUUACCUGAUGUUCAUUACGCUAGGCCAUCAGCUGCACAGAAUGAAAACGGUGAUAUUGAAAUGUCCUCGCUUGGCCAAACCCGAAAGCGUAUGCAUGCUCUACUGGAUGAAGCAUUUUCUCUUGUGAAUCUCCCACCAACUGGACGAAAUGCAGUACGCCCUCUACAGUCUACAGCAGAGAAUUCAAGCAUGAUGGACUAUAAGAAAGCUUCGAAAGCAAGAGAACGUAGACGUCAACAAAUGUCUUCGACUGAUGCGUAUACUGGAAGUGAUACUGAUGAUUCUGUCUUCAGAAGUCGACACCCAUUUUUAAGACGUCAACAGACUGCACCAGUAGGCCAUGAAAUGAGAGAUGGAUUUUCUCAAACAAAAGAAGGUCCUGGGAAGGUUGUUAUAGUGCCAGUCACCCAACUAUCAGAGGAUACAGGUGGUGUAAUCUGGAGUAUCUACGACGCAGAGGAUCAGAUGGCCAGACUCUCACCUACCAAGGAACCAGCAUCUAUGCCUGGAGGUCUAGAUCCCUCCCCUCCAGUGACAAUUAAGUCUCCAUCAGGUGCUUUAAUGACACUACCCCCUCUCUCAACACUCCCAGAGUCAGAGCUUAUCUCCAGAGGAGGCCCAGCAGUUCCUUUAAAACUGUUCGAAAAGACCAAAGCACCAGGAAAUUAUGAAGCUCAGACUUCAUUCCAACAAGGAUACCCUUCAAGGUCCUACUUGGCCAAGGAAACGUUGCCAGAUGGGUCCAUUCAACAGAGGGUACCAACUACUGGUAAAUGGCCAGUAACAAAAGCACCGGGAAAUUAUGAAGCUGAGACAUCAUUCCAGCAAUCGUAUCUUUCAAGGUCCUACCUGGACGAGGAAAGGUGGUCAGAUGGAUCCAUACAGCAGAAGGUACCGACUAUGAGUAAACGACCAGCAACUGAUAUGUUAUCCACUUUGGAGAAAGAGAAGAGAAUUGGUAAGCCAGUGGAUGAUAGUUUUGAUGAGUUGAAUGUGACUGCAAUAAUUAAGGGGGCAAAGACACCACAGCCAGUAAUGAGAGUCAUCAAGGAGGAGCUUGAACGACUAGCUAAAUUACGCCCUCAAGUCUCUGAAGAUAAACUUUAAGUUGACAUAGUCAAGAAUGAAAUGUUGAUUGUUGUACUGUAGUAGGAAAGCAUGUCUUGGCAGUGAAUCUAUGCCAAUUAGAACCUUACUGAUUUUAUUUUUUUUGUUUUGUAGGACCAAAGUGAAUAAAUAUUGAGUAAGGAUUACAAUUUAAGUUAUAUAAGAAUAGUGAAAGCAAUAAUAGGUACCAAAAUAAAAUUUUGGUACCUAUCACUAUUCUUUUCACUACCAAAAUUUAAUUUUCAACAUUAUGAUUGAAUUCUGUAUGUUAAAUGGUUCACAAAUCAUUACAAUGAAAGAUUACUAUAAAAAUAUAUUAAAUAUAAAAAGCUACAUGUAUUAAAGUUUGAUAGAUUUUAUUUUAAUGAAUGUAGUAAUGACUGUAGAACAAAGAUACUCUUUUCAUCAUAUUUUCACAUUACUCAAGACAUGUUUGGUAUAUGUAGAGAAACUUUAAUCAAAACCAGUGUAUUGAAUUUGGUGCUACAGUUUUCCUCUUUAUUUAAUAAUUACAUUUUAAGAUUUUCUAAUACUUAAUAGCAAUACCUUUUAAUCUUGAUUGUAGACUAAAUGUUUUUUUAUUUGUGGAUAUCAUAUUAGGAUAGACUAUUUUAAAAUGUAUUACCAGUAUAAACCCACCUUGAUGAUAGAAAUAGUACUUGCAUAGUAUUUUAUUACUGUAGAUAAUGGUGUGUGUGUUUAUUUUUGAAAUAUUCGCCAAUAUUUAUUACAUAUGCAUGUCUUCCUUUUCAUUUUUUGUGCAUAAAUUCAUAACCACCAGAAAUAUAACACUUUAAAUUUUUCAAUUGUAUGUAUGUGUAUAUAUAUUAUAUACAUUACAUAUAUAGUAAAGCAAAGAUAUAUAAGAAAUGUUACAUUCAAAGAGGGAUAGACUCUUUAGAUCACCUUGUAGUAGUGCUUUAUGAAUAUAUAAAUUGUAAACGUUAAGAAGAGAAAUUUGAAAAGAUAUUCCCCAGCCAGGAUUUGAACUCUUAAUCUUCUGCUGUCUACGCAGAUGCCUUAACCAACCUGGCCACUGGGGCUUGCGUUGAAAGUUUGAAUCUGACUGGAGGCAAUUGACUUCAAGCUCUACAGUAUGUCGAUACAACACUAGUAUUCGACGCACAAGUGAACAAUGAUCACAUUGGGGAAUUAAAAUGUGAUUAGACUUAGGUGUGCUGUUCUUGUAUUACAGUAGCUAAUUAUAUUACUGUAUUAGUAAAUAUCAGUAUUAAUGAUGAAUUUGAACAUCUUUUUGUAAUGAAUAUAGUUGUAGAAAGAAAAUAGUUAUUUUAUUAUUACCAAGUAUAUUUUAUACAGUUUUUUCAAACUACUAGAGUGCCACUAUGAUGUGCUUACCGCGGUGGUGCCACCAGGGAGCCGAGAAGGCAGGGUUCUCAUCUGGAGAAAAAUCAAUUCUUUGGAGAGAAAACAAAUUUCAUAUGUAAUGUUAAAGAUUGUGAGACUGUAAAAUUGAUUAAGUUAGCCUCCCAAAUCCCUAAAUUGUAAGAGCUUCUAAAGCUUCACCUCAUGGACCCCUGCUGAAGGUUUUGGGCGGUCCCUGGCCAAACCCACUUACAUUCCCUGGCACCAUCACUGAUGUGCCACUCAUUGUGCCAGUUGCAGAUGGCAUUGUGUUUACUGGUACACAAGUACAGUACAUAUACGAGUAUUGUACUGUGUGUACCCCAUGGUUUCUAGUAUUUUUUUGAAGUCUUAAGUUUUUAUUUGUAAUAGUUUUUGUGUUACUGGACCUAUUUGCAAAUAUCUUGCCUUGUAUUGUCAUCUUGUUGCUUCCUGAUUAUUCUAUGGAAAAUGAUUGUUGUAUUUUUGUCUUCAACUUAAUAAUAGUUUUUAGUUUACAAUUUCAGCUUGUGUGUUUGUAGUUAAUCUAUGUAGAUCAGUGAAUUUCUGGUUUGUUGAUUAAGGUGCUCCCAUUUCAGUCUUUCUCAAUCCUUAACUUGGGAAUAUUUCUCACAACCAAUUAAAUACAUUCCCUAAUUCUCAGCUUUCUACAUUCCCAGCCUUUAAUUCUCGGUCAUAGAGCAUGAAAGGUAUUAUAAAUAUCUGAUCUUCACUCUCAAACUUUCAGCUUUUGAAAAUUAU
This is a messenger RNA of Anneissia japonica, 8836 nucleotides long. Its product is annotated as mucin-17-like. The transcript has 13 exons. Bases 65 to 6730 code for a protein of 2221 amino acids. The record is from RefSeq and is a predicted model, not a curated record. Lineage: Eukaryota; Metazoa; Echinodermata; Crinoidea; Comatulida; Comatulidae.